Trypanosoma rangeli is the source of this 1224-nucleotide messenger RNA. RefSeq lists its product as uncharacterized. The transcript has a single exon. Lineage: Eukaryota; Euglenozoa; Kinetoplastea; Trypanosomatida; Trypanosomatidae. Bases 1 to 1224 code for a protein of 407 amino acids. The record is from RefSeq and is a predicted model, not a curated record.
AUGUCGACAAGACCCGAGCAAGUUGAGGAGAAACAACCACCGUCUCCCCAGCAGUGGCAGAAGCAGCAGGAGGGGAAUGAGGCGGCGGUAGGAGAAGCGUCCGGUCGUGGUACGGGUGGUGAUGUUGUUGUGGAGGAGAACUUUAGUGCGCCUCUGCCGCAGGAACAGCAGGAUGUGGGACAGGUGGAGCAAGGGCAACCGCAGGAUGCAUCACAAGAGCAAGAGGAACAAGUGGUUCAUAGAGCAGCAGCAGAAGAAGAAGAAGCAAGGGACCUGCCGGGAGUUGUAGAAAUUGAAGACAACAAUGUGACAGAAGUGGGAUUGACAGUGGGCGCCCAGGCCUUGCUGCCAGCCCAUGUGUGGAGUGGCAGCGCAAAGGAAGCGGACGACGACACUCAGAGCGCUGCCACCGAUCACCAGUUACAAUUAAACAACACUCUACCACCGUUAGCCCCCGUGGCAGUGGCUGAGAAAGGAGAAGUAUAUCCGCUUAAAACACGGGGUGGGGUGGACCAAAAGUCCAGUGUAGGGCACCGUGAAGGCCCAGCGGGACGAAAGUAUUAUUCGUCUGGUAAUUCUGCGCCACGCGGUAUUGUGGCUGGUAUGACACCCGGGGAAGAGUACAUGAUGUUCCGGGCGCGCAAUGGCGUUUCCUCCAACUACAAAGGACCCGUCUUUGCUGUGGAGGACAUCCAUGUAAUGUGCGCAGGGUGUGGUGCCCCUGUAGAUCCUAUUACGCGUGUUCCGGCUGGAAAACUGUUUUUUCAUCCGCAGUGUAUCAGUUGCAAGUUGUGUGGUCACGUCAAUAUUGCGGAUGCCUACUUUCAGGCCACGAGUAACGGUGCCGUCUGCUCUGAAUGUGCCUCAAAGGGCCUUGCAAAGUGGGUGCUGCGAGAAGGUGCUGCGGCGCGUGGGAUUGUCCCAGGCGCCGUCACCGGCAGCCUUGGCGAAGCCGUUAAACUCUACGACCUCAAGCACAAAUUGCACCCGACUAAUCACUCCACUGUAGCGGGAGCUGUUCCGCCCACACUCGUGGUGGGAUGUACUACUGACCGUCGCAGCCAAACCCAGAAGGCCUUCUCGCUGAUUCAACGUCAACAGUACUACACACAGAAUGACAACAACAUCAUUUGCCUGCCGCCGGCGUCGCCGAAGGGGCGCUCGCGGACAUCGAGCAUGAGCCGGCGGCAGGGAAGGAGAGAGGACAUGCCAAAGCUGAUGUAA